This is a messenger RNA of Nyctereutes procyonoides (raccoon dog), 8430 nucleotides long. It is a transcript of the gene DCLRE1C, whose product is annotated as DNA cross-link repair 1C. Gene Ontology annotation, molecular function: damaged DNA binding; 5'-3' DNA exonuclease activity. Bases 3196 to 4914 code for a protein of 572 amino acids. The transcript is spliced from 13 exons. The record is from RefSeq and is a predicted model, not a curated record. Gene Ontology annotation, biological process: protection from non-homologous end joining at telomere; interstrand cross-link repair; double-strand break repair via nonhomologous end joining. NCBI's taxonomy places the organism in Eukaryota, Metazoa, Chordata, Mammalia, Carnivora, Canidae.
AGCCGCGGCGGUCGGCCGGCGCUAUGAGUUCCUUCAAGGGGCAGAUGGCCGAGUACCCGACCAUCUCCAUAGACCGCUUCGACAGGGAGAACCUGAAGGCCCGCGCCUACUUCCUGUCCCACUGCCACAAGGCUUGAAGGUUUGCUUAUACUGUUCACCUGUUACUAAAGAGUUGUUGUUAACCAGCCCGAGGUACAGAUUUUGGGAGAAACGAAUCGUAAGUUUUAUUUUUUGAAUGACACUAACUCUUCUUCUCAAGGGGAAAUAUUUUUUGAGGUCGAUUAAACAAAGCUUUCGAAUUAUUCAAAGCCCAGUUCCUCCUACACUACAUUUAUCCACAUUAAUUACAAUAUUGAUGUUUAGUCUUUGUAAUUCAUCAGUUUAGAGGAGGCAGACAUUUUAUUGUUGCCGAUUUGUUUUUCUUGUUCCUUAACAGUUUGAUCUCAGGUCUUAGUUUUGCUGGUUUAAUCUCAUUCACUCUUGCUAAGUUGCAUUUUAAUGCUUUAUAGUGUAAAAUAUUUAACACCGUUGAUAAAUCAUUUUAUUUAGGUCACAAUGUAGCCUGGGAAGAAUGAACACAUCUUAUGGGUUAUGAUAAAGGGAUAACAACCGGAAUAAAAAUAGAGUAGACAACUUUGAAUCUGACAGAUUCAAAAUUGUUCAAUGGAAAGUAGAUAGUAAAGGGGAGAAACAAAAGAAUGGUAUAUGGAAAAUGUAAAGAUGCCAGGAAAGGUUCUGUUAUAGCAGUAAUUACUAUAAAUAUGGCUUUAAUUUAACUUUUGCUCAAACUGUAAUUUUUUCAGUUUAGGUUAAAAAAAAAAAAGAAGAAAAGAAAGCUCCAUCAGUCUUAGUCUACAAGAGACUUAGAUAAAACAGAAGGAGAAAUGCAGGUUGAAAUGGAAAGAAUAAUCCAAAAAGGGAAAAGAUGUACUCAACAGUUAGAAGCCAGAAAUGCCAGAGUGGCAAUUUUUGUAUCAUACAAAAUAGAAUCGAAGGCAAAAAGAGAUCUUUGUUUCAAAGAGGAUGUUAUUUACUGUCAGAAGGAACAGAGGAUGGGAAAGAUAAGAAUUUUAACGUCCAAUUGACAUACUGGCCUCAAACUGGAUAAAACAGUAACUGAUACCUGGUGCUUGAUCAGAGAGAGAGGACGGCUGUGGGGGAAAUACAGUUAGGGUUCACUAUACAGAUUAAACUUUAAGUAAUUGUGGGAGCUGCCAGAGAAGUCUGAACAAGUGUCAGAGUCUGAUGUUUGUCUACUGACAGCUUUCAACUCUCACAUCCUCUUUCCACUAGUACCCCACAUUUGGGCGGGCUAAUAAAAAAAAGCCUACCCCUCCCUUGGCAUUGACAUGAAGUUCAAACCACAAGCCCAGACAUACCCCCUAACCACAAUAAAAACCCAGGGCCACUUGCUCCUACGGUCUUCAGGCCAUGAGAGCCACUUCCUCCCAGCUGGAGCACUGCUCUCCUGUCUCCGUAAAGUCCCACAGCAUGAGAAAUACGGGGUUUUCAUAGCCUCUCAGUGUACGUGUGGCACGUUCAGCCUCGACCUCUGACAGUAACUUGGUGGGAUCCAUCCCCACUCCGCACAGUGACCCUACACGCCAAGGCUGGAACCUCGGCCCAGUGUUAGGCCUGACAUUGGCUGUGGAUCAGCCCAGCCUGCAGUCAGGAAGUGGAGCUGAGAAAUGAAGAGCAGAGAAGAGCUGGGCUGGAGUCUACAAGGACAGACUGGAGCCCCUGUCUGUCUCUCACUCCUUCCAGCCUUGGUAGGUUCUGUGCUCCUUGCCCAGGCCUUCAAGAAGCCGAAGGAGGAUAUGCAGCCACAGGUGGGAUUGCUGCAGUCCUGCCCUGUGUCUGUGAGCUGAGCCAGCAGAUACACAUCCAUGAACUGGUGGAGUUUCUGGAGCUCUUCAGAGCAUUAAGAAAUGGCUGCUGGUUCACUUUGGCCGUCCGCAUCUCACACAGAUGUUUCUAGCGGCUAGCUCCAACCUGGAGGUGUAUGCCGAAGGGACCUGUAGGACAGUUCCAGCUCGAGGAGUGGUGCAGUCCAAGGCCCCCUCACAGUCUCAGGGAGACUAGGCUGCUUGACAGGAGUAGCUGGAGGACUUCCCACACUGCUCAGAAGCUGAAAGAGGAAGGAGGCAGGAAGUAAGCGCAGAGACUUGAAGAGCAUGACUAAUAAAGGCGAACUCAUGGCAGUCCGAGGCACCCAAAGGGAAAACCAGAUCUUUGGUAUACACAGAACAUUUACAACAAUUGACCACAUACUGUGUCGCAGAAGAAGCAGGAAAUCCUAGUGAUCUGUCCUCUGCAGUGCAGUGAUGCUGGAAGUCACAAAUAAAAGGAGAGCUCAGAUCAUCCCACACCUAUUGGAACUGAGUGCAUCUAAUAAGCGACCAUUAGGUCAAAGAGGAAAUUAUAAAGAAAACCAUGUAAUACUUAGGACUGACGGACAGUGAAGAAGACACACCAUGUCAAAAUGUGUGUAACAUGGCUAAAUUAGCACUUGAAGGGAAGUUGCCAGCAUUAAGUACAUCUCUUAGGAAACAAAGACUAGAAUUACAUGGAAUGAGUCUUUGACUCCAUAAGAAGGAGAAGGAACAACAAAUGUGAAAGAAGGAGAUAAUAAAGGUAAAAGGACAAGUUAGCGAUGCAGAGACCAAUAGCUACCGCAGAAAAUAAAAGGGAAGGUUGACAAAAGUCAAAGCUCAUCUUUAGAGGAGUAGAACUAGAUUUCUGUCAAUGUUUAAAAAAGAAGAUGCAUAUAAAAAUACAGAAUUAUAAAAAGGAAAAGAACUAUUAAUAGCAGCAGUACAUUUUUUUUGAAAAUGAAUGAUAGUAUAUUUGAUAAUUUGGGCAAAGUGGAUAAAUCUCUGGAUAAGUAGGAAAAUAACCAGACUGAGGCAAGAAAAGUGGAAACCUUGAAUAAGUAAACAUUGAGGAAAUGAAAACAAUUUGCAAAGAUCUCUUCUUCAGUAAAGUCCCAGGUCCAGAUGGUUUUAUAGGUGCAUUUUGCCAGAUGUUCCAAGGACAAAUACUCCCCACACUAGGUGUGCUUUUGUGGGAUAUAGUAAAGAGAUAUCCAUUGAAAUUGAAACUCCUACCCAGAUACCUUUAGUUGAUGAAGCAUCAGGGGAGAAGGAAGAUAUUGUUGUGACUCUCUUACCAGCUGGUCACUGUCCAGGAUCAGUUAUGUUUUUAUUUCAGGGCAAUAAUGGAACAGUCUUGUACACAGGAGACUUCAGAAUGGCAAAGGGAGAAGCUGCUAGAAUGGAGCUUCUGCACUCCGGAGGCAGAGUGAAAGACAUCCAAAGUGUGUACUUAGAUACUACUUUCUGUGAUCCGAAAUUUUAUCAAAUUCCUAGUCGAGAGGAGUGUCUGAGGGCAAUAUCGGAGCUGGUUCGAAGCUGGAUCACUCGCAGUCCCUACCAUGUUGUGUGGCUGAACUGCAAAGCAGCUUACGGGUAUGAGUAUCUAUUCACCAACCUUAGUGAAGAGUUUGGAGUCCAGAUUCACGUGGACAAACUAGACAUGUUUAGAAACAUGCCAGACAUUCUCCAUCAUCUCACAACAGACCGUAACACUCAGAUCCAUGCCUGUCGUCAUCCGAAGGCAGAGGAAUAUUUUCACUGGAAUAAAUUACCUUGUGGAGCUAUUUCCAAAAACAGAAUCCCGCUCCACACAAUCAGCAUUAAGCCAUCCACUAUGUGGUUUGGAGAAAGAACCAGAAAAACAAAUGUAAUUGUGAGGACUGGAGAGAGUUCAUACAGAGCUUGUUUUUCUUUUCAUUCUUCCUACAGUGAGAUUAAAGAUUUCUUGAACUACAUCUGUCCUGUGAAUGUGUAUCCAAAUGUCAUUCCAAUAGGCACAACUUUGGAUAAGGUUGUAGAAAUCUUAAAGCCUUUAUGCCGAUCUUCCCAAAGUACUGAGCCAAAGUAUAAACCACUUGGAAAAUUGAAGAGAGCUAGAAAAACUCACCUAGACUCAGAGGAGGAAGAUGACCUCUUUGAUGAUCCUGUGCCAUUACCGUUAAGGCACAAGGCUCCAUACCAGCUAACUCUCCACCCUGAGGUAUUUGUAAUGACUGCAACAUCACAAAACCAGCCUGAACAAUGGAGACAAAGCACUGGGUACCUCAAAGCAGAGAGCAUGCAAACCAUUCCUUGGGCAAACUUUGUAGAUUGUGAAGAAUCUAAUAGUGAAAGUGAAGAAGAAUUACAAACCCCAGCUUCAUCUCAAGAAGACUUGGGUGCUGUCACACAGCAGCAGCAAAAGGCUGAUGUAGAAGUACCACAGUGGGAAAUAUUCUUUAAAAGAAAUGAUGAAAUCACAGAUGACAGUUUGGAAAACCUCCCUUCUUCUACAGAGGCAGGGGGUUCUCAGUCACCGAAGCUUUUAAGUGACUCUGAUGGGGAAUCAACUCAUAUUUCUUCCCAGAAUUCUUCUCAGUCAACACACAUAUCUGAACAGGGGAGUCAAGGCUGGGACAGCCAAUCUGAUACUGUUUUGUUAUCAUCCCAAGAGAGAAACAGUGGGGAUAUUACCUCCUUAAACAAAAGUAGCUACAGACCAAAAAUCAAGGAGAAUAUCCCUGCUUCUCAGAUGGAACAAAAUGUACUUUGUCCAAGGAAUACUUCCUCUGACUUGAAACACAGAGAUCAAAAUGUAAAGGUAGUUCCCAGUGUUGGAGAACCGACUGCCCUAAGCAGUGGGAAACACAUACCUCAGGAGAAAAGGAUGCUAAAUCUUAGCACCAAUGCAGAUUCCCCGAGCUCCUCAGAUUUCGAAAUUCCCUCAACACCAGAGGCUGAGCUACCUAAAGGAGAGCAUUUGCAAUAUUUGUAUGAGAAGCUGGCAACAGGUGAGAAUAUAGUCCUUGAAAAGAGAAAAAGCUCAUUCUUAGAUACUUAAAAAUUUUAAAGCUUGCAUUCUCGAGCAACCACUAAAAAAACCUACACUAAAGAGGUAAUAGUUCAAAUCAUACCAGACAUAUCAGAGUGGAGUAAAAACGCUCCUGUAACCUAAAACAGGGCAGUAAAGGGGAAGCAGAGAACAAAAACUGGGACAGAUACGGUAGAACUAAAUCCAGACCUCAAUAAUUACAUUAAGUGAAAAUGGCCAAAACGCACCAUGAAAACAUAGGGGAAAAACAGUCCUCCUAUAUAUAGUGAAUGAUGCAGGUAGGUUAACAGUAAAGAAUGGAAAAAGAUCCCUAAAUACUACUUAAAGCCGGAAUGACCAUAUUAGCAUCAGGCAAAUUUCUAAUGAUAAAAGAUCUAGACACAACGCUGUAUGUGUAUGUACCUAAAAACAGCUUCCAAAUACAAAGAGCUAAAACCAAGGAGAAAGACAAACUAAUGCACAAUUCUAGCUAGGGACUUGCCCAUUCCUCUGUCAGUAACAGAAUCAGCAUACAGGAAGUGAGCAAAGAUACAGAAUGAAUAGCACCACUGACCAACUGGAUCUAACUGACGUAGAACACUCCACCCAACAACAUAAGUGCCCAUGGCACACUGACCACGAUAGACAACCGUAUCCUGCAGGUCAUAAAAUGCUUCAAAAAUCAGCCCCUUAUUUAUCUCAAAAGCUGUAUCACUUACAAAUGCUGGUAUGAAUACAAUGACAAAAUUUAAAGCAGAAAAAUUAGAACCUAAAAGAAAAUAAUUAAAUGGCAAAAGCAUUAAUGUGUUCUGAGUUGUUUUCCUUCAAGUCCAUCAGUGGGGUAUGUCAUCAACACUUUGGGGUAUGCUGGCAUUUUAUACAUUACGGAAGCAAAAAGAUUACACUUACAAUGAGUUUAAGUAGAGAAUCUAAAACAAUCUGCAGAUUAAAUGGAAUGAUAUGCAUUAUCAUGCGUAUCACUGACCCCUUUUUCCUACCUCAGCAGCUACUCCCCAGUUUUUGAUGAAAUAUAUUCCACAGACUCCAUAUGACUCGGGUAGAAAUACAUUCACCCCAUUUUACCCCUCUCUCCCAUGAGUACUAUUACUAAAUGCAAAGUGAAUAUAAAAUUAUUAAGGAAACCAGCAGAGAUUGCAGAUCAUUGGUUGAGUAUCAAGUCAUAACUACAACAGGCCUAAUAAAACCUAGAGACUUUACUUUUUAUUUUCAGCUCUAAAAAUUAGUUACACUUAAUUAUUACAAAUCAUGUAAUCAGGGCAGCCCCGGUGGCGCAGCGGUUUGGCGCCGCCUGCAGCCCAGGGCGUGAUCCUGGAGAUCCUGGAUCGAGUCCCACGUCAGGCUCUCUGCAUGGAGCCUGCUUCUCCCUCUGCCUGUGUCUCUGCUACUCUCUCUCUGCAUCUCUAUGAAUGAAUAAAUAAAUAAAAUCUUAAAAAAAAAUCAGGUAAUCAAAUGUAACUAUAUAUUCACUGACACUGAAGACCUCACCUUUAACAGCCUAGCUUAUAACCCAAAACAUGCCUGUAAACAUUCUGAAUUUUUUAGCACUUUAUAAUCACACUAUCCAUUUAAUAUUACAUACUGCCGUGUUCUCAUUGUUCUAUAGGUGAAUCUGGCAUAAUAAAUGCCAGCUGAAUGAAUAUAAGGGCUAGGAGCACUAGAACAAACUUAGGGAAAAAAAAAACUUGUAGCCAUCACUGAAGAUUACAGUACAGAAGAACUGUAGUAAAUACUUACAUAUGGUGCUUACUCUAUGAUGAUGAUUCAUUCUUUUACACACUGGAUAUCAACUCCAUUAAUUCUCACCACCACCCUUUGAGGUAGAGAAAUUAUUCUCCCCAUUCACAAAUGAGGCUAAGGCACAGAGAGGUUAGUUCACACAGCCGGCAGGGGAUGAAGCCAGGAAUGAAAAUGCUGGCAACUCAAGCUCCAGAGUCCAUGCUCUUAGCCAGCAUGUAAUAAUGCCUCUCAAAAAGAGCACAGGAGGAAGCAGGAUUAAUUAUAGUGACUACUUGAUUUUUACUUUAAGAACUGUAAAGUAUAAAAGAAAAAGUGAAAAAAAGUUUCAAAAUGCCAAGAUACAGCACAGACACAGCCCAGAUGCUAGCCACAUUUGCCUUAGGAAUCCAAGAGUUACAUGUUUGUUGAAACUAAAAGUAUAAAAUUGAGUGCAUUAUAGUCAGGUGUUACUGGCCCCAAGCUGGGUGAUCUAUGGGUGUGUUAAUCUUAUCUACCCAGUCUAGACCCUUUCCUUUGCUGUGCUAUAGGGCCAAGAGCACCAGACUCACAGGCUUAGGAGAAGCACAAGAGCACAUAUAAAGAGCACAUAUAAAGCUUUAUUUAACAUAAAGCUUCCAUUCUUUGAGCAAGUCUUAGGAUAUAAAGAGCCUAAGACUUGCUCAAAGAAUGGAAGCUUUAUGUUAAAUUUCCUGGUGACUAAUAAUGCUCAAAAAAUUUUACAAGUAUCUAUCCAUAUCCAUUUUAUGCUAUGUAAAAUUCUACUCUAAUAUUUAAAUGGAUCAACCAUGACUGAUAAACUUCUUAAAAGGCAAAUAACAUUUAAGGGAAUAGUAUAAAAACCUCUGGUUAAUUUCAAAAGAAGUAGGCAGGAAUACACUGGUGUUUUUGGCCCUUUUGUAGCCUUACUGGAAAAGACAGUAAAAUAUUCAGAAACAAAAGCUAACCUACAAUAAAUAGAAAAUCAAAUGCCAAACUAAAUUUAUUUGGCUAAAGAAAAGUGAACUGUAAGAAAAAUAAGUGCAGUCUAGAUUUUGCACAUAGAGGGAAAAGACCCUGAGGUUGCCAAUUGUGUAUCGCGAUCCUUAUAUAGAUACUGAAAACAACGGUAUUAGUAAAACUCAGACUGGAUUAAUUUACAGUUUAAACUUGAUCUAAAUAUUACCCUUGAAUUUUGGCUAUACUUAUACUGAAGGAACAAAUUCUGACAACUUAAGAAACGAAAGAAGCUAAAUGUUGACAAAAUAGUUAAAAGCUUCCAACAGUUUCAUGUAGAGGGUUUCUAGUUUACUAAGUCCAACUUUUUAAUAAAGUAAGGGUAACAGGUCAUUAAAAUCUCAAAGAUCCAUUAAAUUUCUAGUAAUAAAGACAAAAUGAAACAAAUUUACUGAAAAUAGCCAUUUUCCCUUUGCCCUCCUGUUUUACAUUUUUUUUAACCACAAAAAGUAGACAAGAUUAACUGGAUAGUACAACUGACUUUUUAAGAAGAAUAUUAAAAUUAUAUCUUUAAACCUGUUGAAGAAUUAUGAUUCAAAGUAAGCGUGGCCAUUGGAGCAUUAUAAAUCUGUGAUGUUCUCACCACCGACACCAUGUGACUAAUUUCUCAUAAAAAAGAAAAAAAAACUAAGAAAUGGCACUAAAAAAAUGUAUUUUUCCUUGACACCUUCUGCAGAUUUUGGUUAAUACACUGAGGCUCCAAACAUGUUAAAAAUUUACCGUAUAUUAUAAAAGAGCAAAAUCAUGUGGUAGCUAUAAAAAUAUAAUGCAUAAACAAACACAGCUUCUCCCAAA